AUGACUCUCUAUAGAAUUUAUCGACUAAUUCAAGAUGUGAGAAGAAAUUCUUGCAAAUGUUGUAUAGAUAUUUAUUAUACAAAAAGGAUACCCAGAAUUUUCAUAAAUCAAAGGUUUUCAAGGACAUAUGCUUCAAAUAUAAGUACAAAUCAAUAUAAAGAUAGUUCUUGGUAUUCAUUUAUAAAACAACAGAAAUGGUCUAUUCCUGUUGGAGUUGGAGUAUCAUUACUGACAGUGUUACAAUGGAGACAUUUGAAAAAAUAUCCUAAUACAACUGAGGACAACAAUGUGUAUGACUCAAUCAAUAUUUUUGUGGUAAAAUGUUAUUAUUUUUUGCCAUUUCGAAUAAUAAGUAGAAUAUGGGGUUGGAUAGCCAGUUUGGAAUUGCCAGUUAGGUUAAGACCAAUCUUAUAUGGAUUUUAUGCAAAGACAUUUGAUGCUAAUUUAGAUGAAAUUGACUUAGACUUAUCAGCAUUUCCAAGUCUUGUAGAUUUUUUUGUUAGACCUCUCAAAUGUGAUGCAAGACCUAUUGAUCAAAAUACAAAUAUAGUUUCACCUUCUGAUGGGAAAGUAUUAUAUUUUGGACCAGUAACUUCCUGUUAUGUACAACAAGUAAAAGGUGUAACUUAUAAUCUUAAACACUUCUUAGGUGACAUAAGUACAUCUUACUCUGAUGAGUCAUCCAAAUGUACAGAAGAAGAUGAUAGUGCUUAUAUAAAGUCUCUUCUAAAAAAUCCAAUGAAUCAACUUUAUCAACUAACAGUAUAUCUUGCUCCAGGAGAUUAUCAUAGAUUUCAUAGUCCUACUGACUGGGAAAUAGAAUUUCGUAGGCACUUCCAAGGAAAGCUCUUAAGUGUUAAUCCUAAAGUAGCCCAGUAUCUACCAGAUUUAUUUUCGUUAAACGAACGUGUAAUAUAUAUUGGAAAAUGGGCUGGUGGUUUUAUGGCUUAUACAGCAGUUGGAGCCACAAAUGUAGGUUCUAUAAAAGUUUACUGUGAUAAAGAUCUACAUACAAACACUAUUAAGUGGCCUGAAGCAAAGCAUUGGAAAGAUGCUAGUUUAGGUUGUACACAUUUAAACAAAGGAGAAUUAUUUGGUGAAUUUAGAAUGGGAUCUACUGUUGUACUACUAUUUGAAGCUCCAAAAGAUUUUGAAUUUUGCUUAAAUGUAGGACAAACAAUAAAAAUGGGUCAAGGUUUGAGUGAAUGUGCCGUUGGAGAGGCCAAAAAACAAUACACACAUUCAUUAUGA
Molecule: messenger RNA, 1251 nt
Organism: Habropoda laboriosa
Lineage: Eukaryota; Metazoa; Arthropoda; Insecta; Hymenoptera; Apidae
Gene: Pisd
Product: phosphatidylserine decarboxylase proenzyme, mitochondrial
Exons: 5
Coding region: 1-1251 (416 amino acids)
Biological process (GO): phosphatidylethanolamine biosynthetic process
Cellular component (GO): mitochondrion
Molecular function (GO): phosphatidylserine decarboxylase activity
Source: RefSeq, a predicted model, not a curated record